Molecule: messenger RNA, 1560 nt
Organism: Aspergillus melleus
Lineage: Eukaryota; Fungi; Ascomycota; Eurotiomycetes; Eurotiales; Aspergillaceae
Gene: SMI1
Product: SMI1/KNR4 family protein
Exons: 1
Coding region: 1-1560 (519 amino acids)
Biological process (GO): regulation of fungal-type cell wall biogenesis; cell wall biogenesis
Cellular component (GO): mating projection tip
Source: RefSeq, a predicted model, not a curated record
AUGACCUCGUAUGACCGACACGCAUCCCACGACUCUCCUUAUCGGACCGGCAAACAUGUGCCUCUGAGUCAAAGCCGCCAUGAGCCUCUGACGUCCAUUGCAACGAGCGCUAUCGAAUCGCGACCGGACCUCACUGAUUCUUACGAAGACGAUCAACACAAAGCAUCGACGGGCUCUAAUACCAAUGGCUGGACUGGUUCUCCGACCGGGAUGGGCUCCCCCAACCGCCCUUAUUCCCCUGGAAUGCGGUCUCUUUCUUCCCAGAAACGGCAGUCGUCUGAACCCGGUGUAGAUGGCGCUCCGGAGAUUCAGAUGCAAAGUUUCCACGACGGAGCUCCGCCUCCGCCCCCGGUUGCUCACUCCUGGAGAAAAAUCGACCGAUGGCUAGAAAGCAACUACGAGGAGCUUUUCGAUAAUUUAUGCGAGGGAUGUACACAAAAUGACAUCAACGAGCUAGAGCAUGAAUUGGAUUGCAGCCUACCGCUGGAGGUGCGAGAGUCGCUGAUGGUCCAUGACGGGCAGGAACGUCCUGGCUUGCCCACGGGUCUCAUCUUCAGCUGCAUGCUCCUGGACUGCGAAGAAAUUGUUCAGGAAUGGAAAAAUUGGCGGACUGUCAACGAGGAAUACCUGAGCUCCUCUGGUAUGAUGGCCUCGCCCCUUCCACCUAAAGCUCCGGCGAGCUCCUCGUCUGCCGCCCCACCCCCCAAUGGCUCCAAUCCAUUGUGGAGGCAGGAUCUUCUCGAACGCCAGGAUUCUCAGCCCCCCGGGGCAGUGCAAAAGGCGUAUGCUCACCCUGCCUGGAUCCCUCUCGCUCGUGACUGGGGUGGCAACAACAUCGCUAUCGAUCUCGCACCGGGACCUGCAGGCAAAUGGGGCCAGGUCAUCAUCUUUGGUCGAGAUUAUGAUUGCAAAUACGUUGUCGCCCGGUCUUGGGCCGCUUUUCUCGCGAUCAUGGCCGACGACAUCUGCAGUGGUAAGGUCUCUGUUGACGAGGAGACGAACGAACUGAAGCUGCUGGAAUUCAAAUCUCAAAAUGUCGAGCCUCCCUACAUGGAAAUUCUUCGAUGGAGGACGGACCAAAAGUACGGCAGGAGACCCCCUCGUCGCAAGGGUCCUAACGGACUAGGCCUGAGUACCGGCGGCAAAUCCGGCAAGGAAUCCCCCUACGGGAGCCCAACGCCGGGUGAAGAACGCGGGAGGUCGCCUCACCGCUUCCCCAACCGCGGGUCUACUCAGAGUCCUAAGACACAGUUUGGUAUAUCCAGCCCUCUUGCCCGGGUCACGGAAGAGGCGCCAAGCCCUAUACAGACGAAUGGCGAGCCUGAGCUCCCCGAAGGGUCAACGAAACCAGACGUGAAGGAGGCCCAAAGCGAAGAUCUAAUGGAAGUGGCAACGCCUCAAGUACAGGACAAGGAGAACGACGGGAUCCUCGGGAAGGAAGAUGAGCAGAAACCGUCGGAAACAGAGAAAGCGCAGAAGCGUGAGUCGAAUCCAGGAGCAGCUGGCGCCGCGACCUUGGAUGCCGAGGUCUUGGGUGAAAUGAAAAAUGUAGCCAUUUAA